AUGACAGAUGCCUGCAGUGGAGCAGAACCUGCUGCAGCUCCCACGGCCAGCCUGGAUGCCUCCGACCCGGAGCUGCACUAUGAGGAGGAGGAGGAGGAGGAAGAGGAGGCGUCCUCAGGAUCCUCAGAGCCCUCGGACAGCAGCAGUAUCUUCUCUGAUGACUCGGUGUACCCCUGCUACGAGGUGUCCCCCGAGGCUGGCGGGGCUGGGUUCCUCAGUCUCUACCAGUGCUGUGCCAGGAAUGAUGCCAAGCUGGUGUGGGAGAGGCUGGAGCGUGGGGUGACGCGGAGCGAGGCCACGGAGCUGGACAUCAACGGGAGGAACGCGCUGAUGGUCGCCUGCUCCAAGGGCUUCGUGGACAUCGUGCCCCUGCUGCAGAAGUGUCCCUACAUCAACAUCAACCAGCAGGACAACGAUGGCAACACGGCCCUCAUGAUGGCUGCCCAGGCAGGACACAUCACCAUUGUCAACUACCUCCUGAAUUACUACCCUGCCCUCGAGCUGGACCAGAGGGACCCGCGGGGGCUGACGGCGCUGAUGAAGGCGGCGGUGCAGGGGCGGCAGGACUGCGUCACCGCCCUGCUGCUGGCAGGAGCUGACCUGCAGGCGGUGGAUGCUGUCAAGGGGAAGACAGCCAGGGAAUGGGCGACCUUCACCGGCCGCUUCGAGACCACCGUGCGCAUCCGGAGCCUCCUGCGGCGCCCGCGCGCCGAGCAGUUCGCGGCCCAGUACCAGCCCGAGUGGCCAGCGCUGGCCCAGCUGGUGGCCAAAGCCCUGAGCCCCAAAUCCAGGAGCAAGAGGCUCUCGGAGAAGAUCCGAUCCAUUUUCACCUUCAACAUCCCCCGCAACCCCGAGGAGGACGGCGUGCUGGACCACAUGGUGAGGAUGACCACGUCCCUGGCCAGCCCUUUCGUGGCCACCGCCUGCCAAACCGUGUGCCCCGACAGCCCGCCCGAGGUGGGCAAGCGCCGGCUCUCGGUGCCGGAGAUCCUCGGGCAGCACGUGCCGGAUCCAGAUGAGGAAUCAGAGCUGUCCUCAAGGCCCAGCACGGGGGGAUCCUCCUGCAAUGGCCAGGCCGUGUCCGAGCUCCGGCCGCCGCCGCCGCCGCUGCCGCCCCGGCGGUUCCUGAGCUUCCUGCCGCGGUGGCUGCGCCGGGGGAACAGCGUCUUCCCCGGGGAGCCCGUGCCCAAAAUCAAAGUCAGCAAAGCCUCUGGGUCAUCCACCGGGGAGAGGAAGCCCCGUGUGAAGGACAAGCACCUGCUGCAGCCGCCCCAGUGGAGGUACAAGGUGCUGAAGGAGGAGAAGAAAGCGGCCGAGGAGGCCAAGAAGGGGGAGAAGGAGAAGGAGAAAAAGAAGAAGAAGAAGAAAAAGAAAGGCUAAGGAGGGAGGUGUGGGGUGGGGACAAGGUUCUUGCUGUCCCCUUGGGCUUGCUGAUUUUUCUGGCACGG
Serinus canaria (Common canary) is the source of this 1448-nucleotide messenger RNA. It is a transcript of the gene ANKRD33, whose product is annotated as ankyrin repeat domain 33. Bases 1 to 1380 code for a protein of 459 amino acids. The record is from RefSeq and is a predicted model, not a curated record. The transcript is spliced from 4 exons. NCBI's taxonomy places the organism in Eukaryota, Metazoa, Chordata, Aves, Passeriformes, Fringillidae. Gene Ontology annotation, molecular function: protein binding.